Cherax quadricarinatus is the source of this 3695-nucleotide messenger RNA. RefSeq names its product NHS-like protein 3. The record is from RefSeq and is a predicted model, not a curated record. NCBI's taxonomy places the organism in Eukaryota, Metazoa, Arthropoda, Malacostraca, Decapoda, Parastacidae.
AAACAAAUCAGUGGGUGGAGACUGGAGAACACGGGUGGUGUUGGUGUGUCAGUCUGCCAAAGGAAGUGAGAGAGGUGGGUGAAGCUGCAGCGCGCUCCUCCUGCCUCACUAAACCCUAGUAACUGGACCUAAAUUACUGUCUGCUGCUACACUUGAACUACUGAAAACACUUAAAAUGUACUCUACCAUGGUGAUCCUCAAAGCGCUCAGAAUGUAUCAUUUGAAACUGUGAUUUUCGAAGUAUUUGUAAUGUACUCUGGAAUCGUGAACAAAUAUUUGAUAAUAUAUAUACACAGAAGAUACCUAAGGGUCAGGUCCCCAGUUUAGACACUGACAUUACCACUUGCAGGAGUGAGAGAUACUGGAGGAAGUGUAGAGUAAAUGUUGAAAAGUAGGGGCGCCAUAGACAUGUUUAGAGAACACUCGACAUUCGUAGCCCAAGACGCAACCUGUUUCCAGCAGAUAUGAGAAGUUUAGGUGGAACAAAUAUAGUUUUCAAGAGGAAACUGGAACAGCAAGUACCAGAUCAAUAAGGUUGUGAUGGUUGUUUAGGUCUGCAGGCAGAAACAGCCUGAUUGCUCGAAACAGAAGUUAGUCUCACCCAGACUGCAAUGAUAAUAGAUCUUUUGAACCUCUCGAACACAGGUGUUUUUUUUUAAAUGCCAGCAAAUUAACAUUGGACUUAGUUCAGCACUUAUUAUGGAACAAGAAUUAAUGAAAUAUUAGUUUAAUAAACAAUCUGCUUGAAAUAAACAAUCUGCGUUGAAAUAUUCAUAUUGAGAAUUCCUUUUUUACAAAUAACUUUUAAAAACAAUAAUAUAUCUGCAUAUUUGUAAAGCAGUUUAUAAGAUUAUUGCCACAUCAAACUACUGCCUCGUUAAUUGUUGAAAAUAAUGAACCUGGUUAAGAAAAAGAACUCUACAUCUACUCUGAAGUUGUAGAUAGUGAUGAUAGUUCAUGUACGACCACUGUUGGACUAAUUUAUGCUUCGUUGUUGUUGUUUCAAGCAUAACAAUUUUGUCGAAGUAUACAAAUACCAAAAGACAGUAGAAAAUCUACGCUAAUAGGAGGAUACGUCUAAUGCAAAUUUCCUGGAAGUCACUAAGCAUUAUAGAAAUAGAAACAUUAUCUAGAAAUUGUAUAUCGAGUGAGUUUAAGCAAGAAAACAAUAUCUGGAAAGUUUAGUGUGAGUGUGAAUUACGAGAAGAUCAUUACUUGAAUACAAGACGUCAGCUGUAGUCUACGGAUCUUGUUAUCUGCUAGUCGCCAUGCCCGCUAGAUAUUACCAAGACGACGUUGGUGUGAUGGCUACAGUAGGUGCUCAGUACCACAACACUAACAUGGCAGGUGGCAACGGUGUGUCUCGUCUUGCCAUGAUGCAGGCGCGACUGCGGGAGCAGCUGAUGGUGGAGAAGGAGUCUCGGCUGCUGCAGAUGGCGGCCAGGCACGAGGCCGAGAGGGAGGGCACCAUCCAGCGGAUCACAAAGUCCUCAGCCUCAACCCUCUCCUCCUCAUUAUCCUCCCUCUCUUCCCUCAACUCCUCCGGCGGUCAGGGACGCGUCAGGAAGCUCUUCCAAGAGAGAAGAAGUAAUGGCUACGGUCAGAGCCCCGUUGGGAGGGACAAGAGCUACCCUCUGGAGCCUGUUAGAGGUGGUAGUACUGGAGUUGGUCGACCGCCGGCGAAACCUGUUAAGGGGAUAGUUCGAACUCGCGGUGUGAGUGUGGACCGAGGACAGUUUAGCUAUGACCCCGAAGUGAUGAAACGUUCAAAAAGCCAUGCUGCUCUUCAACAAAAUGGCCCCAAUAACAAUGAACCUCGCUCCCCACCACCCAGAGGUCUCCGCCCUCCACAGACCCGCCCUCCUGCUCACCACAAGUCCACUUCUUCCCUCCUGGAUGCCAACCAAAACUACAACGGGCGAGGCAGUACUGGCAGCAGUGGAGGCUACAGCAGAGACCCAUCACCUGCCCCCUCCCCUUCACCCUCCAACGCUAAUCGCUUUGGCUUCCGCGGGACUCCCCCAAGGGGAGUAUCGCCAGCUCCUCCUUCAGUUAAUGGGUCCUCCCCAGUCAGAAGAGCGGCCCCUCCGGGCCCUCGCAGGACUAACGCUUUAAACAGACAGCAAGACGAGGUUGACGGAGGGUUCUCCCCACCGCCCCUCAGCCAACCCCGACAACGACCCGCACUACCUGCUCGGAAGCCGCCUGUGAGACAACAACGACCUCCUCCCUUUCAGCGAAGACCGCAGCCGCAGCAGCUACCCAAUGAGGCCCCAGACGACACUUCCAUGCUCAGUCCUAGACCUCCUGAUAGUCCGAGCAAACCGAAAGUGCGAGGAGUUCCACCUGCCAAGACCAAGCCAAAACCUCCACCCAAACCCAAGAAUGCACCAGCUCCCACUCCACGACCAUCGAAACCGCCUCCAGGGUUAGAGAGUUGCAAAAUUUGUGGUCGUAACUUUGCCCCUGAUCGAUUAGAAAAGCAUGAAACUAUUUGUGCUAAGUCUCAUGCGAAAGACAAAAAACGAAAGGUAUUUGAUCCUGUUAAAAUGAGGACAAAGGGAACAGAAGCCGAGAAGUACAUAGCUAAGGGCAAACACUUGGAAGCACCGCCUAAGCCCAAGAAAAAAGAUUGGAAAAAGCAGCACGAAGACUUCAUAGCAACAAUUCGUGCAGCAAAAUCCGGCACUGAACCUCCACCUAUUGAUAAUUCAGAUUAUGUUACUUGUCCACACUGUGGACGCAAAUUUGCAGAAGCAUCAGCUGAGAGGCACAUUCCUAAAUGUGCGUCAAUUCAGAGUAACAAGCCUCGAAAAAGGUAAAUGAAGUAGACUGUACAUUAGUUAGUCCAAAAGUUUCCCAAUCUGGUUGACAUAAACAUAAAAUAUGAAACCAAAAUAAAGUAAUACUUAGUAGGAAAAAAUGUCAUUUUGAAAAGUUCUUUAUUAAAGAUCAAAUACAGAAGUGAUAUAGCUACAAUAUGGAGAAAUAAAUACUUAUUGACUCUCCCCAAAUCCUAUGUUUUAGUCAGGAUUUCAUUUUAUGUAAUUAGAAUUGUUGCAUACAUUUAUUAUUUUAAGUGAUAUAAAUACAGUAUACAGUGAGAAUUUGUGGCUCAGAAUUGAACAGCCAAAGCUACAUUUUUAAUUUUGCUUCUAUGAUUGCUUUAAUCCUUGCAUAACUGCCUUGAUAAUUAUGUACAUGUAUGGCAACAGUAGAUCAAGCAUAUUAUAACAUUGUAUUUUAAGUACCUAUAUAUAAUCACAGAAUGUGUUUUUGGUAUAACAAAUUGAAGAAUGUUUAAUUAUAAUAAUCAUAGGGGAGUGCUAAACCCAUAGGAUUAUACAACAGGGAAUGACUAGUGUAGCAUUUCUUAAAUGACAAGAUUUUUUAAGGUUGCAUAAAAGCUGUCAUAAUUUGAGUCAGAUAUACAGGUAAGGUGAGGGGUUUUUCAGUAGAAAGUUGCAUUUUGUAACUUAGCAUAUGCCACUUAAUUGAUUUGAGCUUUCUGAAUAACAUUAUAUAUUAGAAAUAUUGGUUGAGAAAUUUAACCAUUAUAUAGAGGCAAGAUUUCAAACAAAAUAAAAAAAAAGGGGGCAAUUUGCAUAGAUAUAAUUUAUAACCCAGGUUGGUAAGAUGAAAUAUAACUUUGUAGUGUAUCACAUGAACUUUUGCAUUGUAGCUAGAUUAUUUUA